Molecule: messenger RNA, 889 nt
Organism: Eucalyptus grandis
Lineage: Eukaryota; Viridiplantae; Streptophyta; Magnoliopsida; Myrtales; Myrtaceae
Product: probable histone H2A variant 3
Exons: 2
Coding region: 219-623 (134 amino acids)
Cellular component (GO): nucleosome
Molecular function (GO): structural constituent of chromatin; protein heterodimerization activity; DNA binding
Source: RefSeq, a predicted model, not a curated record
UCGAGCUCGUCUUCGCCUUUUCCAGAUCGCGAAUUCGCUCUCUCUCUCUCUCCAUCUCCAUCUCUUCCUCCUUCUCCAGUCCGCCUUCGACACAGCGUCCUCUAACUGUCACUUUCUCUCUCUAAAACCCUAGGAGAGGGCCGAGUUCCCGGCGGCGAGGGCGAGGGCGAGGGCGGUUGGUCGGUCGGUCGGAGCUUCGAUCGGGUCGGGUCGCGAAAAUGUCGGGGAAGGGCGCAAAGGGUCUGAUAAUGGGGAAGUCCGCCUCCAACAGCAAGGACAAGGACAAGAAGAAGCCCGUCUCUCGCUCCUCCCGCGCCGGCCUCCAGUUUCCAGUAGGCAGGGUCCACCGUCAGCUGAAAUCAAGGGUUGCUGCAAAUGGAAGAGUUGGAGCGACAGCUGCUGUUUAUACUGCCGCUAUCCUUGAAUAUUUGACUGCAGAGGUUCUGGAGUUGGCAGGCAACGCGAGCAAAGAUCUGAAAGUGAAGCGUAUCACACCAAGGCAUCUGCAGCUGGCGAUCCGGGGAGAUGAAGAGCUGGACACCCUCAUCAAGGGAACCAUAGCCGGUGGAGGUGUCAUCCCUCACAUCCACAAGUCGCUUAUUAACAAAUCUUCAAAGGAGUAGAUUGCUCUCAUCGUUGCUUCGUUUGGUUCCAUGUAAUUUUUCAGUUAGAGGAAGAUGAGGAUAUUGUUGGUCUGUUUUUUUAAUUUCUUCCAUGUGACAAAUCGGACGUGCUUAUCUUAGUUAAUCUUGUGCUAGCUUAGGUGGUGUUUAACAGAAGUUGCGUUGCUUUUGGCAUCCCUUCACUUUCUCUCUCUUUUGAGUUUUAACAGUGAUACAGCUUCCCCUUCUUAGUGGGUUAUAUCAUUGCUUCGUGGAUAGGUAAAUCA